Messenger RNA from Carlito syrichta (Philippine tarsier), 1199 nucleotides. It is a transcript of the gene SHE, whose product is annotated as Src homology 2 domain containing E. The transcript is spliced from 6 exons. The coding region runs from base 374 to 1171 and encodes 265 amino acids. The record is from RefSeq and is a predicted model, not a curated record. Gene Ontology annotation, molecular function: phosphotyrosine residue binding. NCBI's taxonomy places the organism in Eukaryota, Metazoa, Chordata, Mammalia, Primates, Tarsiidae.
GAUUCAGGCCGCCGCGGGCAAGGGCCGCAAGAACUCCCGGGCCGCCGAGGAGGAGCCCCACCGGGGUGCGACCAAGAGCUCGGGCUGCAGCACCUACAUCAACAGGCUCAUCAAGGUGGACGCUCAGGAAAAGAACGGGAAGAGCAACUACCCCGGCAGCAGCAGCAGCAGCGGCGGCGGCAGCAGCAGCAGCAGCAGCAGCUCUUCCUCCGCGUCCUCUUCCCCUUCCUCCCUGGGCCCCGAGCUGGACAAGGGCAAGAUUAUUAAGCAGCAAGACACGGUCAUCAUUUUAGAAGACUAUGCUGACCCUUAUGAUGCCAAACGGACAAAAGGUCAAAGGGAUGCAGAGAGAGUCGGAGAGAAUGACGGGUAUAUGGAGCCCUAUGAUGCACAGCAGAUGAUAACAGAAAUCAGACGCCGUGGUUCCAAAGACCCCCUGGUGAAGGCUCUUCAGCUGCUGGAUGGACCCUGCGAGCCAGGGGAGAGUGGCCUGAAGGCGGAGACAAGGCGUAGUUCCAAAGACCUCCUGGGGAAGCCGCCCCAGCUGUACGAUACUCCCUAUGAGCCCACCACAGAAGGGGGUCCCUGGGCAGAGGGCAAGGCACGGCCCCCAGACGGUCGGCUGCCUGAGAACGACGAGCGACCAGCUGCUGAGUACGAGCAGCCCUGGGAGUGGAAGAAGGAGCAGAUAGUGCGGGCUCUGUCAGUCCAGUUUGAGGGAUCUGAGCGACCGUCUGUCAGGGAGGAGACAGUGAGGCAGCACCACCGGCAGAAGAGCUGGACCCAGAAGAUCCUGAAGCCAGCCACCUCUGACCACAGCGAGGGGGAGAAAGUGGACCCAGGCCUGCCCCUGGAGAAGCAGCCUUGGUAUCAUGGUGCCAUCACCCGGGCCGAGGCCGAGAGUCGACUACAACUCUGCAAAGAGGCUGGUUACCUGGUUCGAAAUAGCGAGUCAGGGAACAGCAAGUACUCCAUUGCACUAAAGACUAGUCAGGGAUGUGUCCACAUCAUAGUGGCUCAGACCAAAGACAACAAAUACACACUGAAUCAGACGAGCGCUGUGUUUGACAGCAUCCCCGAAGUGGUACACUAUUAUUCCAAUGAAAAGUUGCCUUUCAAAGGGGCAGAACACAUGACCUUACUCUACCCCGUGCACAACAAGCUUCACUAAGGUUCAGUCACCGAAGCCCUGGGCCUCU